Molecule: messenger RNA, 2786 nt
Organism: Oncorhynchus mykiss (rainbow trout)
Lineage: Eukaryota; Metazoa; Chordata; Actinopteri; Salmoniformes; Salmonidae
Gene: sigmar1
Product: sigma receptor chaperone 1
Cellular component (GO): endoplasmic reticulum
Source: RefSeq, a predicted model, not a curated record
UACUUCAAACUGGAGAUAAACUCAAUGGCGCUGCCCAUGCCGUCUCAGACGCGAUGAUGACACAUACGAGUCAUGUAUCUAUCUCUAUGGGUGCCUUCGCAUAACUUCCGUCCGUCUUCGCUGCAGCUCUUGUCUGUUUCUCUGGUCGUGGUGUUCUACUACUCAAUCUCAGCCAUGUCUUGGACAACUAAAGUGUUAAAGUUAAUCGUGCUGGCUGGAGUGUCUGUGUUGAUAGUGAUGUACCUGCGGCAGUGGAUGGCCAACAAGCACUAUGUCUUCACAAAGGAAGAUGUUGCUGUACUGGCCAAGCGAUACGCAGGUCAGGACCACGACCAGGCGUUCUCCAAGGUGGUGGUGGAGCUGCGGAGGAAGUACCCGGGUCACAUCCUGCCGGACGAGGACCUGCAGUGGGUGUUUGUCAACGCAGGCGGCUGGAUGGGGUCCAUGUGUCUGCUCCACGCCUCCCUCACCGAGUACGUCCUGCUGUUCGGCACCGCCGUGGACACCGGAGGACACUCAGGUCGUUACUGGGCUGAAAUAUCAGACACCAUCAUCUCUGGGACCUUCAGGCAGUGGAAGGAGGGAUCAACUAAGAGUGAAAUGUACUAUCCAGGUGACACGAUAGUCCACACGGUAGGCGAGGCGACGUCGGUCCAGUGGAGUGCUGGGACGUGGAUGGUGGAGUACGGCAGAGGAUUCAUCCCCUCCACACUGGGCUUCGCCCUGGCAGACACUCUGUUCAGCACACAGGACUUCCUCACUAUGUUCUACACCAUACGGGUCUACGCCAAGGGAAUGCUGCUGGAGGCCAAUACACUACUCACUGAGGCUGGCGUCUUCUGAGGAACCUGACCCCUAACCCUCUCUGCGGCUGGCGUCUUCUGAGGAACCUGACCCCUAACCCUCUCUGCGGCUGAUGUCUUCUGAGGAACCUGACCCCUAACCCUCUCGGAGACUGGAGUCUUCUGAGGAACCUGACCCCUAACCCUCUCGGAGACUGGAGUCUUCUGAGGAACCUGACCUCUAAACCCUGAAACUUAUUGAGUUAGAUAUACAGUAGCAAUCAAAAGUUUGGAGACUUACUCAUUCAAGGAUUUUUCUGUGUUUUUACUACUUUCUACAUUAGAGAACAAUAGUGAAGACAAACUAUAAAAUAACACAUGGAAUCAUGUAGUAACCAAAAAGUGUUAAACAAAUCAAAAUAUAUUUUAUAUUUCAGAUUCUUCAAAGUAGCCACCCUUUGCCUUGAUGACAGCUUUGCACACUUUUGGCAUUCUUUCUCUCAACCAGCUUCACCUGGAAUGCUUUUCCAACAGUCUUGAAUGAGUUCCCACAUAUGUGUUGGGUCAUUGUCCUAUUGAAAACAAAUGAUAGUCCCACUAAGGACAAACCAGAUGGAAUGGCGUAUUGCUGCAGAAUGCUGUGGUAGUCAUGCUGGUUAAGAGUGCAUUGAAUUCUAAAUCUAUCACAGACAGUGUCACCAGCAAAGCACUCCCACACCACCUCCUCCAUGCUUCACGGUGAGAACUACACAUGCGUAGAUCAUCAGUUCACCUACUCUGCGCCCCCAAAGACACGGCGGUCUUCUCACAUUUGGACUCAUUAGACCAAAAGACAGAUUUUCACCAGUCUAAUGUCCAUUGAUUUGAUUUGCUCGUGUUUCUUGGCCCAAGCCAGUCUCUUCUUCUUAUUGGUGUCCUUUAGUAGUGGUUUCUUUGCAGCAAUUUGACCAUAGAGGCCUGAUUCACCCAGUCUCCUCUGAAUAGUUGAUGUUGAGAUGUGUCUGUUACUUGAACUCUGAAGCAUUUAUUUAGGCAGCAAUUUCUGAGGGUGGUACCUAAUGAACUCAUCCUCUGCAGCAGAGGUAACUCUGGGUCUUCCUUUCCUGUGAUGGUCCUCAUGAGUCAGUUAACUCUAAUGAACUUCUCUGCAGCAGAGGUAACUCCGGGACUUCCUUUCCUGUGGAGGUCCUCAUGAGAGCCAGUUUCAUCAUAGCGCUGGAUUAAUUUUGCGACUGCACUUGAAGAAACCUUCAAAGUUUGACAUUUUCUGGAUUGACUGACCUUCAUGUCUUAAAGUAAAUAUGGACUGUGGUUUCUCUUUGCUUAUUUGAGUUCUUGUCAUAAUAUGGACUUGGUCUUUUACCAAAUAGGGCUAUCUUCUGUACACCACCCCUACCUUGUCACAACACAACUGAUUGGCUCAAAUGCAUUAAGAAGGAAAGAAAUUCCACACAUUAACUAUUAACAAGGCACACCUGUUAAUAGAAAUGCAUUCCAGGCAACUACCUCAUGAAGCUGGUUGAGAGAAUGUCAAGAGUGUGCAAAGCUGUCAUCAAGGCAAAUGGUGGCUACUUUGAAGAAUCUCAAAUAUUUUGGGGGGUUACUACAUGAUUCCAUAUGUGUUAUUUCAUAGUUGUUGAUAUCUUCACUAGUAUUCUACAAUGUAGAAAAUAGUAAAAAUAAAGAAAAACCUUUGAAUGAGUAGGUGUGUUCAAACUUUUGACUGGUACUGUAUGUGGUGAUUGCUUCCUAUCAACUAAUAGCUACAGUUCCUUGCUCUGUUAGCUAGCAGGCUAAUAAGGUAACUAGUAAGUUGUGUGGUCAUUUAGCUAGAUGGCUACAGUGCAACAAGCAAUGUCCAACCUUCUCUAAACACAUCAAUGGCUAUACAUGUAUAGCAAGUACUGUAGCAAAUUGUAUGUAUUUGUCAACAUUUUUUUAGGAAUGAGUAGAUGGACAUAACCUACUGCAAUCAUUCUGGUCACAUUAAAAUACAGUUUUGGG